GUUUUCAGAGAGCGUGACAGAAAGAGAGAGAGAGGAGAGAGAGAGAGAGAGAGACAUCCCUGAUACACAUCAACUAACAGGCGAGGUUGAGACGGGACACACGAAAAGAGAACAGAGAGAAAAAAACCUGGUCACAUUUCUCAGGCACCUGAAAACGUGCUGGUUUAUUUUAGGACGCGUGUUGCUUAUUGAUGAGUGGAGGAGUGUUUAAACUACUUCCACUCUGCUCAUGUUUUAAUGGUGAGUGUACAUGGUUAAGCAGCUGGAUGCUUUUUUUUUCUGUGUGUGUCAUUUAGACAAACCAUAUCCAAGUGAUAUCUCUGAGCAGCACAGCCUGGCGUCAUAAGGUGCGCGCAGACGGGAAGGAGAACCGAGCAAUCGACUCACCUUGGAAGUUAUUUAUUAUUUUUUUUGCUCCAAUUUCCUCUUUUGAAAAAAUAUUUUUCACUUUUUUUCAAAUUCUUCGCUUGUUCUCAAGAACCCAAACCACCCAAUGCCCUGUGCACACUCCUGCUGGUCUGAGCUUUUGGAUACACUCUUUAUGCCUUGGCAGUUCAUGACUCUUUCACCCAUAUCAACGAAACUCCUCGGUGGCACGCAGAGGCAGCAUUAAAGAAAAAGAAAAGAAAAGAAAGAAAGAAAAAGCGUACUAGAGUUUAAACGACACGGAACACAAAGUGAACAACAUCGAUCUACUGGGAAAUAUGGACAACAGCCCCGGUGGUGGUGUCAUCUUGUAUGCUGGUUCGUCCGGCAGUGCCAGCCCGAGUCCUGGCAGCCCUUCAAGUGGAUACCAGACCCAGUCGCCCUCCUCCCACUCGCAGCCUUCAUCCCCAGAGGGUGUCUCCUUUCAGGAGAUUGGGGCCCUGAAGCAGAGAGGGGAACAAGGGGGAGGAACUCCUUCCCCGCGAAUGGUCUUCCAGUUUCCUGAAGUAAACAAUGCUCCCGUUUCGCAAAUAACGACGGUAUCAUCGGCAACCUACAAUCAUCCCACAGUGGCCAAGAGACCUUGUGGCUUCACUGGCACAUUCACCAAGACCGGAGGUAUGGUGCUUCUGUGUAAGGUGUGUGGGGACAUUGCAUCUGGUUUCCAUUACGGUGUACACGCCUGUGAGGGCUGCAAGGGUUUCUUCAGGCGCAGCAUUCAGCAGAAUAUCCACUACAAGAUGUGCGUGAAGAAUGAAAAGUGUCUCAUCAUGCGCAUGAACCGAAACCGGUGCCAGCACUGCCGCUUUAAGAAGUGUCUCUCCGUGGGCAUGUCCAGAGAUGCUGUGCGUUUUGGGCGUAUUCCCAAACGGGAGAAGCAGAGACUGUUGGAUGAGAUGCAGAGCUACAUGAACAGCCUCAACGAAUCCGCCUCCAUGGAAAUGGAGGUGUCGCCUCCCUCCGACGCCCCCUGCAGUCCACAGAACCAGACGACUGAAGGAGCGGGCUCCGUAUCGCAGUCUUACCGCGGCAAUUUAAUGAACAGUGACGAGAAACCGCUCAAGAUGGCUGCCGGAAACAGCAACGUCGCCACUUCGUCUUUCCAGAACGGUUCAGCGCAGGAGCCUUCCCUGUCGCACUCAGCAACCCAGACUCCAGUUCAAGGGGAGCAGGCGAACCUGACAUCAAGCUACCAUGUCCCUACAACCUGCCCUGUUGGGCCCACCAACAAUGAAAACUCUGCUAACACUAACGUCGAUAACGCCAAGUACAACUUCUCCUCCAAUCAAAAUCAGUGUCCCUUCAGUGGCAGCCUAUCACAUCAGUCCUACUCAGCCAAUCAGAAUAGUUACCCAGCAAGGGAUUCCCAGAACCAAAGCCCUUGCCCCUGGAAGUUAAAUGGAGGAGCCAAAGUGCUGGCGUGUCCACUCAAUUCAUGUCCCGUGGCUCCGGCCAGUCGCUCCAGUCAGGAAGUGUGGGAGUCUUUCUCCCAGUGCUUCACCCCUGCUGUUAAAGAGGUAGUGGAGUUUGCUAAGAGCAUCCCAGGCUUCCAAACACUCAGCCAGCACGAUCAGGUCAUGCUGCUCAAAUCUGGCACUUUCCAGGUUCUGAUGGUGAGGUUCUGCUCACUGUUUGACCCCAAGGAGAGGACGGUGACCUUCCUGAAUGGGCAAACGUACUCACUGGCAUCACUGAGGGCUCUUGGCAUGGGCUCCUUACUGGACGCCAUGUUUGAUUUCAGCGAGAAGCUAGGAUCUUUGGGCCUGGAGCCAGACGAGAUGGCCCUGUUCAUGGCUGUCGUGCUGGUUUCUGCUGAUUGCUCUGGUAUAGUGGAGGUGGGAGCAGUGGAGCAGCUGCAGGAGAAUCUAAUAAAAGCUCUGCGCUCUCUCAUCACCAGUCGCCGCCCAGACGACAGCACCCUCUUCUCAAAGCUGCUGUUACGUCUGCCCGACCUGCGCACCCUGAACAACCAUCACUCUGACAAGCUUUUAGCUUUCCGCAUAGAUCCUUGAGUUCAAAGAGCUAAAAAACUGACUGAGGUAUCUGCUUUGGGGAAACCUCCAUGGUUCCCCAUGCAAGCCUGGCCUGCCACAUACAGUACACUGGCCUAUGCAUGAUGGACAGUUGUUGUGGGAACUGUGCCAAGUCUAACGCUGCGUGGAAAAAAUAUCAGUGAAGGAUGUAGGCACAGUGGGAGGUGGAGGCUCCUGAACUCAAACCGAUUCCUUCUCCAGUUGUUUCCAGGAUUGCUAGAAAAAAAAAACCCCAACAACUAUCAAAACAUAAGAGUUCUUCCUUGGUUUUCUUCAAAUCAACAUCAGACCAUCAAGUCAUCACCUCUCCCUCCCGGAGCUUGUCAUAGCCAGCUUUCUGUUCUGAAGACUAAAAAAGAAGAAAGAGCCUGUUAUUCCUCCCUAGACUUUACCCCCCCCUCCCUAUCCCAGCUCACAAAGCUAACAAGAGGGAAGCACAUCCUCCCGCCCAGAGAAAAAGGAGCAUGUACAAACAUUCACCAAUCAUUCAUCCAGCAAUGACUACUUACAGUACAUCCAUGCUACCGUGUGUAAAAGGGCACUUUCCAUACAUUGAGAAAUCAAUACAUAACAUAGCAAUAGAAAUGUCUGAUACACAGUUUGGGGGGAGGACGUUUGUGUAUGCCCUGUUGAAACGACAUAAGCUAUUUUUCACAACAUGUUGUCAUGUGGGAAAACUUCAUGAAAAAUCACCCAUUUGUGAUUGAGAAAUGUAUAACAUUUUUAAGAAAUGAGAGUAAGUUGCAUUGUAUUUGUAUGCGGUAAUCAGGGAGAAAUUAUUGGUCAUUUUAGACCAUGUCCGAUGGGGUUAUAUGUUGAGGUGUUUUUUUUGUUGUAAAUUUUGUAUAUUACCCUUGCUAGUUUGCAGAUUCUUGGAUUAUGUAAAUGAAGUUAGUAUUGAUGUCACAAAUAAUAGAUUGCUCUACAGACUGCAAAGAGAAAGCAGCAUUUAAACCAUGCGCUCUGAGUAUAAACUUUUUAUUUGAAGAUAUAUAAUUGAAAUAAAUGUAUUGUCGACUGACUGCAUCACCUUGUGAAUAUUUUGUAAAUGUUUUCUGGUUACACCAUAGAGUACCAUUAUUAAAUAACAUUAUAUAG
Molecule: messenger RNA, 3557 nt
Organism: Larimichthys crocea (large yellow croaker)
Lineage: Eukaryota; Metazoa; Chordata; Actinopteri; Sciaenidae
Product: nuclear receptor subfamily 1 group D member 1
Exons: 8
Coding region: 705-2438 (577 amino acids)
Biological process (GO): cell differentiation; positive regulation of transcription by RNA polymerase II; hormone-mediated signaling pathway
Molecular function (GO): zinc ion binding; nuclear receptor activity; RNA polymerase II cis-regulatory region sequence-specific DNA binding
Source: RefSeq, a predicted model, not a curated record